Lycium barbarum (goji berry) is the source of this 723-nucleotide messenger RNA. RefSeq names its product large ribosomal subunit protein uL14. The record is from RefSeq and is a predicted model, not a curated record. Bases 127 to 549 code for a protein of 140 amino acids. Gene Ontology annotation, biological process: translation. Lineage: Eukaryota; Viridiplantae; Streptophyta; Magnoliopsida; Solanales; Solanaceae. Gene Ontology annotation, molecular function: structural constituent of ribosome; large ribosomal subunit rRNA binding. Gene Ontology annotation, cellular component: cytosolic large ribosomal subunit; ribosome. The transcript has 4 exons.
GAUUAUAUUGGGCCGGUCAACUGCUGCAAUGGGCCAAAAGCCCACUACUGUAACAAAACCCUAGCAUAUAAAACCCUAACCGCCUCCUCUUUUGUCAUUAAUCUCGAAUAACAACGCCGUCCAACAAUGUCGAAGCGAGGACGCGGAGGUUCCGCUGGGAACAAGUUCAGGAUGUCAUUGGGUUUGCCAGUGGCAGCAACUAUUAACUGUGCUGAUAACACUGGUGCGAAGAACCUCUACAUCAUUUCGGUGAAGGGUAUUAAGGGAAGGCUUAACAGGUUGCCUUCAGCUUGUGUGGGUGACAUGGUCAUGGCCACUGUCAAGAAAGGUAAGCCCGAACUGAGGAAGAAGGUUAUGCCUGCUGUUGUUGUUCGUCAGCGCAAGCCUUGGCGCCGAAAGGAUGGUGUUUUCAUGUACUUCGAAGAUAAUGCUGGUGUAAUUGUGAAUCCCAAGGGUGAAAUGAAGGGAUCUGCCAUUACAGGCCCCAUUGGAAAAGAGUGUGCUGAUCUGUGGCCAAGGAUUGCAAGUGCUGCUAACGCUAUCGUGUAGUGUUAAAUUGGUGUUUUUCCGAUUGUUCAUUUGAAUAUUUGGAUAUCUACGGAUUUUGUCUUGGCAAGAUUUAUUACUACAUCUGGCUAUGAGAGUUUUGCUGUACUCCAAAAUUUGUCAUCCAUGUAGGACAUCGACCGUUUCAUUUUCGAUAAUUAAUUGGUGCUUUUAUUA